GAGCAGAACUCACCGCAGAUGAUCCGUAGGAAUGCAGGCGAAACACCACGAGCAAGGAGAAGAAGCCGUAGCGUGUCUCCAGAGACGCAUUUGCGCCUGGGACCAGAGCGCGCUUCGCAAAGUCCGAAGCAGGGAUCACGACGUGGUAGAAACAUCAACAAGGCAUCAAGUGAUAAUUCCACACGACAUGAGGAAUUAAAAGCAAGUAUAGUAGGUGUAAGUGUGACAACAUCGCCGACAACGAAGCUCUACGUACAGGCAACGCCAACGCAGCGUCCGCAGCUCGCCUACAUUUCGAAGCAAGUGGAGGAGGAGGAAGAUGCUGGCACAACUACUCUGCGACCAUCAAAUCCUGGACUCCAAAGACCUUCUCACAACUACCAGAAGAUAAAUUAA
Amoebophrya sp. A25 is the source of this 396-nucleotide messenger RNA. Lineage: Eukaryota; Dinophyceae; Syndiniales; Amoebophryaceae. The record is from the annotation of a GenBank genome assembly.